Messenger RNA from Amoebophrya sp. A25, 537 nucleotides. NCBI's taxonomy places the organism in Eukaryota, Dinophyceae, Syndiniales, Amoebophryaceae. The record is from the annotation of a GenBank genome assembly.
GUCAUACGGACGUGGCCGGUCGGCUAGUAUCGUCGACGACUUUGGUGCUGGAUCCCAGAGUCUCGGCGCACAGCGCCUACAAGGCGCAACUUUCGGUAGUUCUCCGAGCAAGAAUAUUGGCAACGUUUAAGACGAGUGAGUUGAAACUCGAUCUCUUCGUUUUCUACACCCCAAUUUAUAAGAGUUGAAAUAUCUCAUCUACUUCAUUUUUUUUCUAUAACCUAUACAUAGUUGUACCUAAGUACUUGCAUUCUAGAACCUUAAGCUAUUUUUAGAUGAUCUGACAGAGCGUUGAAAUAUAUUGUCAUCUCUGCAACCUACUUGUAGAUUUAAGUAUUGAAGCUACUAUAUAUAUAAUAUGUGGGUGAUCAUGAAAAUGAAAAGAGCAGGUACAACUAGAGGUCUACUGCUCAACAACCGAACCUUUUUUAAGUUUCACCGAACACGACGGUCAACGUCACCGCUCCGACAUCCGCCUCCGGAGCGUCAGGGGUACUUCAUCCAGGGACAUCAGGAUCGGGAUCCGGGACAGCAGGA